Molecule: messenger RNA, 431 nt
Organism: Sinocyclocheilus rhinocerous
Lineage: Eukaryota; Metazoa; Chordata; Actinopteri; Cypriniformes; Cyprinidae
Product: serine/threonine-protein phosphatase 4 regulatory subunit 1-like
Exons: 2
Biological process (GO): protein dephosphorylation
Cellular component (GO): cytoplasm
Molecular function (GO): protein phosphatase regulator activity
Source: RefSeq, a predicted model, not a curated record
UCAUAUCUUCAUGCAUUAUCAGCUGAAGCACACAUUCAUAUUUCAGCAUCGCUCAUGUAUAUCCAGCCAUGUCUUGUUUCUCCGGCUGCUUUAUGGUUUGUAGUUUUAACGGCAUGCCGUUUGUUCGUCAGAGCCGACGGUUCGAGCGGAGCUCAUGGAGCAAAUCCCACACAUCGCCAUCUUCUGUCAGGAGAACAGACCUUCCAUUCCCUUCGCCUUCUCCAAGUUCCUGCUUCCCAUCGUGGUGCGAUACCUGUCCGACCAGAACAACCUGGUGCGUAAGACGAGUCAGGCGGCGCUGCUGGUUCUGCUGGAGCAGGAGCUGAUGGAGCGAGGAGACGUGGAGAGCCUGGUGUGUCCGGUGCUGGUGGACCUGACCGCUCCCGACAGCAGCGACGACGUCAAGACCGAAGCCAUGGCGGUGAGAGUCU